Messenger RNA from Etheostoma spectabile (orangethroat darter), 1588 nucleotides. It is a transcript of the gene ntm, whose product is annotated as neurotrimin. Bases 429 to 1499 code for a protein of 356 amino acids. The transcript is spliced from 9 exons. The record is from RefSeq and is a predicted model, not a curated record. NCBI's taxonomy places the organism in Eukaryota, Metazoa, Chordata, Actinopteri, Perciformes, Percidae.
CACCGACAGACAACUCGGUGACAACCGAUUCGAAUCACAAACUUGCACCGCUCUCUCGCUUAAAUAUGACUCUCGUGCCUUUUUGUUGUCCGCCCAGUUUUAAUUUCUUGGCUUACUCAGGCUGCCGAAUACCAGUUUAAAGGCUAUCUAUGUCAAGCGUCCGUGGACUUGUCAUGUUAAAGAACUUGGUAAAGUCAUAGGGACAGAAAGGGAGAAACCAAGCGCUAACUGUGCAUAGUGCAGGCGGAUAGGGUGAGUGUCUCCCCCCCCCCCUCCCACCUGCACACCGCGGCUACCUGGCGAGGAGAUUUGGAUUAACACUAAUGUACUGGUAAAUAACUCCACGGGACCGUUUACGGGAAGAAAAACGGACUCAUUCUCUCGCUGUGGGAUUUUGUUUUUUUUCUACACCAUCUUGGCUGAAGACGAUGUCUGUCCGGGGAUACUUUGUCGCUUUUUCCAAAUGCACAGUUCUUCUCUCCCUGAGGAUUUUGCUUCUUGUGCCUGCAGGGUUGCCAGUCCGCAGCCAAGGGGAUUCUCAAUCCGACAACAAAGUGAUGGACAAUAUCACCGUCCGACAAGGAGAGACGGUCUUUCUCAGGUGUGCACAGGGGGACGUUGUCACGCACACAGCUUGGCUAAACCGCUCGAGUAUACUGUACGCUGGAGAAGACAAAUGGUCGGUGGAUCCCAGAGUGAGUCUGGUGACCCUUAAUCAAGAGGAGUUUACCAUCAAGAUUGAAAACGUGGACAUGACAGAUGAGGGGCAGUACGUGUGCGCAGUCCAGACAAGCAGUCGACCGAGAACCACCUCAGUGCACAUCCUCGUCCAAGUGCCACCAGAAAUCAUCAACCUGUCAAAAGAUAUUGUGGUAAAUGAAGGCUCCAACGUCACCCUGAUGUGCCAAGCCAGCGGGAAACCAGAGCCUUCCAUCAGCUGGAAACUCAUCUCCUCCUCAGGGGACCUGGGAUCAGACGAUGAGUACCUGGAAAUCCCAUCUAUCUCCAGACAGAAAGCAGGGACGUAUGAAUGCACGGCUGUCAACGAGAUUGACACAGAUGUCAAAACCCUAGACAUCACCGUCAACUAUGCUCCGACUGUGUCAGAGGGCAGAGACGUGGGAGUGACUCUGGGCCAAAGAGGAGUGCUGGAGUGUGAAGCUGAUGCAGUGCCUGAGGCAGAUUUUGAGUGGUAUAAGGAGGACAGAAGGAUCCUCAAUGGCAUGGAUGGCAUGGAGAUCGUGAAUGCUGGAUCGCUGUCGAAGCUGACGUUUUUUAAUGUGUCUGACGGAGAUUACGGCAACUACACUUGUGUCGCCGUCAACAAACUCGGGAACUCAAACACAAGCUUCCUUCUGUAUGUGGUAAUAGAACCCACUAGCUCAACGCUAUUGCAAGGGCCGAGAGCAGUUCAGGAUGGCAGCGGUGGCGCAAUGGGAGUGCACUCACACACCUGUCUCCUCUUCAUAGUCUUUCUGCCGUUCCUGCUCCGAUUUUGAAGAGGAAUGGAUUUGAACACAAGUAUAUUGUGUGUGUGUGUGUGUGUGUGUGUGUGUGUGUGUGUGUGUGUGUGUGUGUGUGUGUGUGU